Molecule: messenger RNA, 1985 nt
Organism: Coturnix japonica (Japanese quail)
Lineage: Eukaryota; Metazoa; Chordata; Aves; Galliformes; Phasianidae
Source: RefSeq, a predicted model, not a curated record
GCAAGCUCAAAAUCCAUGAUCUUUGACUUGCUGUGGUCAACAGCAGCAGCAGGAACUACCAGCAUCUGGGAAAAGCCGUCUGUUAUCACACUUGGCUUCAGGAUGUCUGUCCUUAAAGUCUUGUUUUUCAUUCUGUUGGUGGCUGGUGAUUGUCUGAGUCAAGAACCCAACUGCACUGGAGUUGAUGACUUUGGUGACUGUCGUAAUAGUGGCAGCUUCUGUCCUGCCAAUGUUCCUUGUCAAUGUAAAAAUGAAAAACCUUUUUGCAGAUGUGAUUACUACAGAGAGGGCUGGAUGGAGUAUUGGUACAUGGGCCCCAAAUGUAACCAGCUUUGGAACACACUGGAUUUUAUACUAGUAACUAUUCUUCCUGCAGUAGCCCUGGUUUUCUUAGUUGUUGCCAUAUAUCAGUGUGUUUACUACUGUAAAGGUAAAAAAGCCAGGAAGCAGACAAAUUCCCCAUACCAUGAAGUACACCAUAACCCUGCAUUUAGUCAUGAACCGUCUGGUAACCUGGGACAUGCUUCUCAGCCACCACCAAGGGCCGCCUGGACUGGGCAUCUGCCUAAAGCUGUACUGAGAAGACAAGAUUUUGAUGAUCUCCCAGGCCCAAGUCACUUAGAUAAUUCUAGUCCCAGGUAUGUUCAGUCACCGAGACCAGACUAUCUUUCCAGCCAGCAAUCCCAACAGUAUGACAGCAUUAACUAUCCAGGCAACAACAGAACUUAUGAAGGUUAUACGGAGGAGAGGCGGUAUUCGAGAUACUAAUACCAGUGCUUCCUUGAUCUGAAGUAUCUCAGAAUGCUGCAUGAUCAAUGAAUGAGCAGUCCAAACGCUGAGAGAUCAGUAAGGCCUUGUGCACCUGGAACACAGAGAAAAUAGUAACUUGUAGAGAGCACUAAAAGUCAUUUUAUAAAGUAUAGAAGAUAAUUACAAAACAAAACAUAAUUACAAAACUGUUAUCUGAUUUAUUUACUGUAUGCUUUAUGAAAGUUUAUCCUUUUUUGGAUACGUGAUUGAGCAGUUUAUACAUCUGUUCGUAGGAAUCACUUAAAUUGUUGCACAUCUAUCUGGACAGAGAUUUUUGUGAUUCACCUUGUCAUGUGCCUGACAAGUACCUGUUAGAGAAAGCUGCCUUUUCUCAGAGGAAGCUCGUAAGAAAGAAGAAAGUCUUCCCAAAAAUUCAGUAUGAGAGCUGACAAAUACACAUGCUAAUCAUCGUGCUUCCUUCAUUGCUGUGGGUUUAAAUCUAAAUUAAAAAGAACGGAGAAGUUGCAUUUUUCCUUAUUUCUCAGGAAGGCUUGUCAGAAACAGCUUCUGCCCAGUACAGUUCUUCCAUUUGCCUUUUCCAUUUAUUUGUGAUGGUUACUCCACUCUGUGCCAUGAUCUCUAUCCAUAUGCUAGCGAGCAAUGGUUCCUUAUAUAAUGUUUUUAAUAAGACCACAAACUUCUCUGACUGAAAUUAUGGAGAUUCUUCAGGACACUUUAGUGUGUAGCACCUGUUGUUCCCUGACAGGCAUUUGCUUUUCUUCUUCUUUUCCCCAAAAGAGCCAAUAGUUAAGGGAGAAAAGCAACAGAUUUCAUACAAGCUUGGACAUUAAUUCAACUCUGUAUUCUUGCUUACUCCAGUAUCCCAAAGAGUGAAGCAAAAGAGAAGGAAGGUUCUGUUGUCAGGUGUAGCCACCAAGUCCACUGACACCAGCAGCGCUGCACGAGUGUAAUCAAGGCAUUUAUGUUCUCAUUUACUCCAGAUGCACUGAGUACUGAAAUUCUGGCUAAUACAGCAAUGUGAGCCCUGCAGUCUCUUGUUUCUUUUUCACUUUAUCUUAGUCACCUUGUUGAACCUAACAGCUUAAAUGUUUGGUUUUUUUCCUCUAAAAAUACAGUCUUUCUUUGUAACGUCUUUGGUGAAUAAUGAAAAUAAAUGAAGCUAUGCAAAACUGACUGCCUUACCACUAAGAAAUAAAAGAUACAGAAGUCCUGAA